This is a messenger RNA of Paramormyrops kingsleyae, 8335 nucleotides long. The record is from RefSeq and is a predicted model, not a curated record. Lineage: Eukaryota; Metazoa; Chordata; Actinopteri; Osteoglossiformes; Mormyridae.
AGUAAAAGCCCAACAUGGCAGCGGCGGCGGCGGUUCUCCCACUGUAACCGCGGCGACGUCUCCACGAACGCGGCGAGGCAGCCGAGCUGCAGACAUGAGGGAGAAGCGGAGGAGGAAGAAGGGCAGGACGUGGGCUGAGGCUGCCAGGACGGUGCUGGAGAAGUACCCGAAUACUCCUAUGAGCCAUAAGGAGAUCCUACAGGUCAUCCAAAGAGAAGGACUGAAGGAGAUCAGAAGUGGGACCUCGCCCCUGGCCUGCCUCAACGCCAUGCUGCACACCAAUUCCCGAGGGGAGGAGGGCAUCUUCUACAAAGUGCCCGGCCGCAUGGGAGUCUACACGCUCAAGAAAGACAUCUCUGACGGCACGAAGGACCUGUUAGAGGAGGCCUCAGAGGAAACCAGCGACUCUAACGCUGCCUCGGAUUCCCAGAGCCCGGAAAAUGGCAGCAACCCCAAGGAGAGUGGGAAGGGCAAGUGGAAGAGAAGAGUGCCCUCCAAGUUGCAGUCCCAGCCUUCCUCACCACAGACACGGUGCUCCUCACCCUCCACACCUUCAGGAGCCAGCAAGUUGCUGUCCUCUUCACAGAAGCACAGCAAGAAGGCGCUCAAACAGGCCCUGAAGCAGCAACAGCAGAAGAACCAGCGCCGGCAGGGUGGGAUUACCCCGAUCUCUAACCCCCGGAUCAUCUUCAAGAGCGUCAAGGACAUGGCCUGUCCCAUAGCCGCCAAGACCGCCUGGGAGGUCAAACAGCUGGCACGACGAUCUUCAAGCCCCCACAACUCCUCCUCCAGUUCCCCCUCCUCCUCCUCCUCCUCAUCAUCGGUUAAAAUGGACCCGUGUCCGUCGGCCCGCACCAGGAAGAUGUCGCAGAGAUCAGAUCGGCUGAGCGCACGCCAGCUGAAGAGCGGCAAGUGUGCCGAGAUCGACGUGGAGACGCCAGACUCCAUCCUGGUCAACACCAACCUGCGCGCUCUCAUCAAUAAGCACACCCUGUCACUGCUGCCGCCAGAGGGCCAGCAGCGUCUCCUGGUUCUCCUUCCAGAGGUGGACCGACAGGCCUCCUCGGAUGGAUCGCUGAAGCUCAGCAGCUCUGCAUUGAACAACGAGUUCUUCACAUCAGCAGCUCAGUCCUGGAAGGAGCGGCUAGCGGAAGGCGAAUUCACUCCAGAGAUGCGGCUGAGGAUCCGUCAGGAAAUCGAUAAAGAGAAGAAGGUGGAGGCUUGGAAGGAGCACUUCUUCGAGAGCUACUACGGGCAAAAUUCUGGACUGACGAUUGAACAAUCCAGAAAGCUGAUGGAAGCGGUUCCCGGUGGGGACUCCAACCAAUCCCAGCCGACCCAACUUCCCGCUCCUGAAGAGGCUACAGCGGGAGAUAACACAAAGACUGAACCUGAAACGAGCUCGGACAUCACGACAGCUUCUGGAUCAGAGGUGGCCUCUGAGGUGCCUGCAACUACCCAUGAGGUACAGGAACCUGCUGGUCCUCAGACCAAAGCUUCUCCUGUGGCUUCUCAGAAUACGCAAGUGGUACCAGCUGCCGUGAAAAUGGACAGCACUGAAAACACUGCUCUGGCAGCGGAAAAGGAACCAAAAGAUGAUGGCGGAUCGAAGAUUCAGCUCUCCCCUCGGACACCUCCAGAAACGUCACCUAUUGAGAAAGCCAGCAGUGAGCUAACAGGGAUUGAUUUUAAGGAGGUGAACCAGGAGCCCUUGAAGAGAAAGGCGUCCAGCGACGGGGAAACAGCCCUGAGCCCAGAAAAGAGGCCCCGUGUCUUAGAAGCUGCCCCACUUCCAACAUCCCCUAAACCAUCACCAGAGUCUCCAAGGGUGCCACCACUGAAGAUUCCCGUCUCCCGGAUUGUGCCCACGCAGGCGGCUGCCGGCCAGCUGUCUCCCAGGUCCCCCUUUGCGACCUCAGCUGCCAGCCCCUUUCGCGCAGGGGCUCGCACCCUGGCCGACAUCAAGGCUAAAGCCCAGCUCAGGAGGGCUCAGAGCGCUGCGGCCGCUGCUGCUGCCGCCGCAGUUGCUGCCGCCGUUUCCUCUUCUGGGGGAGCUGUGCCAGGCCCAGGACCAGGAGGAGGUGCUGGAGAGGCCAGUCCUGCACCAAGGGGAGGGGCUCUGUCCAGCCAAUCAGAGCCCCAGAUCAAGGGCUCCUCCUUGGCAGGUGGUGAAUCUCAGAUACAAUUACAUCAUGCCGUUCCACCAAUAACUGGGCAGAGUGUUUUACCCAUCAAAUCGAACACCAACCAAUCCCACAUCACCUUGCCCACAGCCUCAGCUUUGAGCAAAGACCUGCCAAAACAUCCCGAAGACAGACCGAAAGAAUUAUCCCACAGCCAGUUAAGCACAAAUUCUACUUUGGACAACCAAGUUCUGAUGACGUUUCAAGCUGUUCAGAAGCCAUUACUCAGCUCCGUGUCCCUGAUAUCUUCUGGGACAGAAUCUGCACCACCACAUUCAAUUCCCAUUCACAUUACCGCAUCCAGGUACGUGACACUGGAGCACGCCUUCACUGGAGGCUCUUCUGGAAAGGCCAGUUCCUCAAUAACAUCUAACAAUCCCCUUGUAACCCAGCUUCUUCAGGGGAAGGAGGUCCCUCUGGAGACAAUUCUCCCAAAACCACUCGCAGAGGCUCCGCCUGUGAUAGGCGCCUCUGAUGAUAAAGGGCAAUUGCCCAGCGCUGCAUUCGGGAGUCUUGCUGUGGGUAGUGGAGGUCAGUUAGUCGCUGGUGUGGACAAGCAGAGACUGUUCAUUUCCAGUCAUCCGUCUGUGACUGGAGCCAGCAGCAAAGAGUUCUCUCUGCACCAACGGGAAAUGCUGAACAAGGCCACCCAGGAGCAGAUCCUGCAGACCCUCAUCAAGAGGGCACACACUCAGCAGUUUGGGUCCGGUCCCCAGUCUUCGCUGCAGGAGGCCUGCGCACUGGGCUUUCCUUUAGAGUGUCCGACCACAGCUAGCUUUACGGCGGGCUUCUCGGGCCGGAAGAGGACAUCCAGACCUGCCAUGUCAGGGCAUUACCUUCUCAACAUCUCCACCUACGGGAGAGGCUCUGAGGGCAGCAAGAGGGCUGUCUCAGCAAUGUCUUCUACUCUGGUUAACCUGAAGAAGGAGUAUGUGGAGACUGAGGGAAUCCCAGGCGCUGACAAUGCGUCAACGAGAGAACAGUCUGCUGGAGCAGACUCUGGAGUUAAGAUAGAACCCCAAGGACCUUCAACUGAUCCUCACAGUGAAGACCUCGAAGACACACUUGAUUUCCAUAUGCAAAAAAAGAUCAAGUCAGAGUUCUCAUCUGGACAUUCACCUGACAAGGAAGAGAAGUCAACCCAAACGACGGGCAGCUUCGCUGCUUCAAGAGCCAAAGAAAUCGAGCAUGUGACUCAGGUGCUCACAGGGCAUGCCGCCCUCGGCAAUAAUUCACAAAGCAACUCCAUAUCAGUAGCACCAGAGCCAUAUCAGCUGCAGCUACAUACGGCUGCAAACCCCCAACAGACUUCUGCCUACGUCGUGCAGAAAGCCCACGAGAACCAAGGACCUGGGAACUCCGCAGGAGCCGGCAGCCCGCCCGGCUACAGCCCAGCAUCCAGCAGCGAGGGAAGCGUCAUGUCCUUCUCUGUGACAGUCACCACCAUACCAGCCAAUCACAGCAGCCACGGGGAAGCCGCGCCCAUACCAGCCUUCACGGAAGGCGCCGGCAUCGACAACCCGCCGUCCAAUUGCUACUGCAGGCUGAAGGCCAUGAUCAUGUGCAAAGGCUGCGGAGCCUUCUGUCACGACGACUGCAUUGGGCCGUCCAAACUCUGCGUGUCCUGCUUGGUGGUGCGAUGAGUCGCUUUCUGACAGGCUUCAAGUACUUUCAGGAAUCCCCGAGAAAGACAGAACGUUCAUCCAAGCUGGCUGUUUUGUUUUUUGUUUUUUUUCCUCGUUUUCAAAAAGACUCCAUUCAGCACCUUUUUCCUAGACUUGAGUCACUCGUGUUUGUGAAUUGUGACAAAGUUUUGCACUUAGAGGAAAACAUUUAUUGCACAAUAUUUUGUUAGAAACAAAAGUGAAACAAAACGAGAUAUUUUUAUAGAAAAGAGGACUCCCGGAUGGACAGCCGCUUCCUUUGCAGUAGAGCAUUUGAUUGACCUUGUGCAUUCUAUUGUAAAUAUGAAAUAUGCUGUGUGUAUAUGUGUGUGAAUGUUGGGGGUGUGGCUUCAUGAGGAAGGCCUCACAGAGAGGCACAAUCUGGGUCCUACUGCUAGUCAGAAUAAUUAACAUGGGACAACAUUGGGGUAACACCAGCUGUGAAUUAUGGACUUGAAAGCAGAAUCUAGUUCCAAAUGAAUAUCUCUUAUGAUCACGGUGGACUGCAGAUAGAGUUUAGAGUACCUUGUGUGCCUAAGGGAGGUGGUUAUGCUUUCAGCUAGACCAGCAUGCGACUCUCAGAGCCGACGGGUGCUUUGGGUCUGUCCAGUACCUGCACGUAGGACAUUUUCUCAGUGUAGUUCACCUCUCCUUAUGUACAUUGUGUUCUGUGUGUAGGCAGUGCACCUUCAUGGAAUAUGCCACCGAUGGGUUACCUAGGAUGCAAGAGUGGGGCCGAGGCCAGCGAACAGGUGCCCUUAAUGUUGGCGACCACAUGGAAUCAAAAUACAGAAAUAGUCGUAUCUAACAUCUGAUUGGCUAUAUCACUCCUUCAUCCCCACCUUUGAACUCAAAGACUGUGACUAUAGUGGAUAAUUUGGUUAUUAAGUGCAUGAGACUUAAUGAUUUUGUGCAUGUGGGAAAUUAGCUGUUUUUGUAAGCACUGAAGGCUAGAACCUUCCGGAGCCCCAGCAGCCCCGAGCCGUGAACACUUAGAAGCACCUUGAUGGGAAAGUGCAGUGGAAGACGUCCGUAGUGCAGGUCCCCGAAAGGACGGCCACACUCCUGCUGCUCUCCAUGCUGUGGAUGAUCGGCAUCAGCUUUCAUUUUUCAUUUUCUGAUAACUUUUCGACUAAGAGCCGGAACCGGCACAGAAUUUUGCAUUAGAUUCCCCGUCUCUAAGGUCUCAGCCCCUUCGCUGCAGCUCGGCAGCGCCGUCGUUUCACUGCUCUCUCAUUGGCGUGUGAUAUUAGUGAUACUCUUGGACCAGGGGCAGAUUAACUUUUCUGGGGGCCCUAGGCUGGUUAUUUUUUGGAGCCAAAAGGGAAGGGGGGUGAUGGCACGAAAGUUUUCUGGUCAGAGUUGGGGGUUGUCGUGUAUGUUCCCCAGUUCGUCACUGGAUUAAUCCUAACAUACCCAGCUGUACUGACCAGCAGGCACAUGCCCUGCGGCGGGCCCUUGGUUUGGUACCUGUGUUUUCCACGACCGUGUCUCCGCAGUGCAGGGGGCCUGAGUCCUUACCCUCGACCCAUAGCCCCAUUUUCAGAAACUUUUUCUUGAAAUUAUGAAGUGUUUAUAGAUUUGUUUCUCGCAGUUUGUUAAAUUGCUUUAACUCCAAAACAGAAUAGUCUGAUGUGAGAUUUCGUUUCAUGUUGUCUUUCUCCUUUGAGCUGUAGGUGAAGUUAGACACCCAGGAAUACCCACACGCUUUCCGCCGUCGCUCUCUCCCAGCUGAGUUUUUCCUGCCCCCAGGCUGAUUGUCGUAGCAAAGACUUCCUAUUUAACUUAGUUUUCCCUCUGUUUUUAAAAAAUAUCCUCCCGAUCUAUGUUUGCUUUAAAUCCGAUGGAAGCGUAACAGUACCAGGAUGAAAUGCCAAUGUCUGUGCAUGGAUGUGGAGUCCAGCAGCAGAAACUGCGGAGAAACACUUGGUCCAGAGGUGAAAUGUCGCGCUCAGCGUGUCAAACUAUGAUGGCAGUGCUGUUGUUAUAUCACGUGUAUGAAUCAUUUCUAUGGUGUUAUACCAAAGUCACCAUCUGAUUUUUAUUUUAAAGUUUCAACAAUUAAACAAAACAAAGUAAUAUAUUUUAAGUAAUCUAUUUUAAUAUAUAAAGUCUAUUUAUAAAUGAUUUGAUUACAAAAGAAAACAGGGUAUUUACUGGAAUAAUGUAAUUGCAGUUCUUUUAUUCUUUUCACCACAUUGUGCAGGACAAAGUCUUUUUACAACUCUGUUAGAUCUGGAUGCUGUGUCUGACUGCAAGGAAAUGUACAGAGAGGUCUUCUCUGUGUAUCUAUGGCUGAUUUUAACCUGAGUAUGGCAUUCAGCUGCAGUGCCGUCUUGUACCCCAGUAAGCCGGCCGGUUACCGUAGCGAGCUGAGCUCUGAGAUUCGAUGACAUAAAGGUGAAUGUGAGUCCGGUGAGGCAGCUUCAAUGAGCAUGCAAUCACCAUCAUCGGCAGAAUGUAUCUGAGAUACGCGUGUUUACUCCUAAAACAAUAUAGCCCUCAGCAAGCGGAAAAUAAAACACAAGACAUAUUAUUUUCAUGUUUAGUUUUUUAAUGUGUUUUAAUGUAGUUUCGAAGACACUGUAUGAUUAUACAUCUUUAACAACAUUUUAAAAAGAAGCAAUAUUCACAGUUAAAACACCUAGUGUGUCUUUAAUUAAAGGAGUGUGGUCUUUUAUAGCUUUUCUCUUGUGGUGAAUUAGGCAUUGAAGCAGAAAUCUCAUAUAAAUCUACAGGCAGAGGUGGAAAUUCCAGGUUCAAAAAGAAAAAAAUCCAGACCAAGAUUUUGUUUCAACCAACCAGUUGAGCAUGAAGAGUCAGUCACAGAGAACUCUGUUGGUUGUUUGAAAUUUUUACUUUCUAGAAAGUACAGGAAAAAAGGCAGAACAGGCUGAAGCUGUUUUUGACUUUCAGAAAUGUUAUUCAUUAGAGGUUUUGCACUAGCUUUUAUUGAACUGCCCCAAAAUCAUUUAAUAUAUUGUAACUUUACAAAACCAAAGUGGCUCCAGUCGGAGUUUUUCAUAAAACCAGCAUUUUGAUGGCCUAGUUUGUGGUCUUAUCAGGUAUCGACAUGGAGGGACAGAGAAAGCUUUGGCUGCCAGCCUCUUCCUAUAUUUACACCUUAAAUGUUCAAUGCACUAAUUUGUUCACAUUUUAGUAAAAGAAAGAAAAAAAAAAAACAUUAAACACUUCAGAUCUUUUUGGAGGGCUUUUCGCAGUGAAGGCCUCGUACCAUUUCGUUAAAUGGCCAUUAGAGCUGUCAUUCUUUUUAAAAAAUGAAGUCAAAAUAUAUUCGAAUGGACUGUUUGACUAGAUAACCUUGUGUUUUUGGUAGAUUUAGAAAAUGUAAUUUUAAAAAUGGUGUUUUAAAAGAACAUUUUUUUAGAAAGAUAAAAAAUUAUAUUUAUAAUAACAUUUUAUAAAAGGAAGAUUCUUAAAUAUUACAUAUGAUUUUACUUAAUGCUUAUUAUACUUGUAAAAUUAGCUCGUGCUUUCCGCUGUGUGUUAAUGAGUUUGUGUCGUUUUGCAUUUCUCUGUGUAGUUGUGUUCAAACCUCAAUAUCCUCUAAAACAUUGUUCUCCAAUAAACAUGCUUUUACAGCCAAUCAAUUUCAACAUGUAUUCCAUUGUAUUUGAAUUUUGCCAGAGCAGUUUGUACGAGAAAGGGAUUUGUGUGAAUGCUAUUCAUUUGUCCUGUGUUUUCCUAUAAAAACAUACUUCUCGACCCAUAAACUGUAAUAAUGAUUUUGUGCUAUAAGAGGCUUUUAUUUUAUGGAACAGGGCCAAUGUACUGUGCUUACAGAUGCUGGGUUCAGAGGCCAAGCUGAUGUUUAAUGGUCACUUGCGAGUCUUUUGCACAGUUGCCUGUAGCUGUCGUGCAUUUUCAGGCUGAAAAUGCAAAUCUUCUGUGUAGCACUUUUAAUAAUAAUUGAUGUGUUUCCCACUAUGAGGCUCAUGGAUUGUUCUAGAUCAUCCUCCUUGUCUCAUCUUGCUUUACCCUGCUGAAUAAUAUAACCCUGUACAUACAUACCUCUUCAAUAUUAAAACAGUUAUUUAGGUUUUGUACAUAUUUUUCAUUUAGAAAAAUGUGAAUAUAAAACUCUCCUGGUGUAUUUGCCGAUGAACGUGAUCUAAGAGAAAUGCAUUUUCCAGUGGCUGGGGUUCGUUUUCGUUUGGUCAGUUGUGGAUCAAAUCAGGACCGUGGGAAUAAUGUCUAAAGCGAAGUGUGUGUGUGUGUGUGUGUGUGUGUGUGUCUGUGUGUGUGUGUGUGUGUCUGUGUCUGUCUGUCUGUCUGUCUGUGUGUGUGAGUGUCUGUGUGUGUCUGUCAUUCCCCAGGUGUGUGGAUUCCUCCUUGUCUGGUUUCAUUUGGGAAGAAACAGCCUCUUCAAAACCAAGAAUGUAAUAUAUUAAUCAGCAAUAUGAGAAAAAUGUAUUUUAUCAUAAUAGUUUGAAAGAUUCAAUAAAAACACAGUAUGAUGUUUCAGUA